Molecule: messenger RNA, 354 nt
Organism: Ilex paraguariensis (yerba mate)
Lineage: Eukaryota; Viridiplantae; Streptophyta; Magnoliopsida; Aquifoliales; Aquifoliaceae
Source: the annotation of a GenBank genome assembly
AUGAUUUCUCACCCACAAUUGAAAUGGAAUUCCACAUUUGAUAUCAUAAAUCAAUGUUCCUACACCGUCUGGGCGGCUGCUUCCCCUGAUGGAGGCAGGCGACUCGACCAGGGCCAAUCCUGGAAUCUCAAUGUGAACCCUGGCACGACCAAUGCUCGUAUUUGUGGCCGAACCAAUUGCAACUUUGAUGCCAAUGGCCAAGGCAGAUGUGAGACCGGUGACUGCAACGGUCGCCUCGAAUGCCAAGGCUAUGGCACACCACCAAACACCCUAGCUGAAUUUGCCCUAAACCACCAAACAAGCUUGUUCACUUGCCCUAGUGGCACCAACUACAGAGUGGUGUUCUGCCCAUGA